AUGCGUUUCAAUCUUCUUGUUGGCCUAGCGGCCACUUCUUCCUGGCUCGCACAAGCCGAAGACCUCACCGGUUACGAGUAUGUUGUUGUUGGCUCCGGUGCUGGCGGUGGCCCUGUAGCUGCUCGCCUAGCUCUGGCCGGACACAAGACCCUCCUCAUCGAGGCUGGAGACGAUCAAGGCACCAAUGUCAACUACACUGUGCCAGCCUACAACGCCAAAGUCUCCGAGGACGAGAAAGUUGCAUGGAAUUUCUUUGUCCGCCAUUACGCCGACGACGAGCAACAAGCUCGAGACUGGAAGACGAGCUACGACACUGUCGAUGGAGGCGUCUACACUGGUCUUGAACCUCCCGAAGGAUCCACUAUGAAGGGCACACUUUAUCCGCGGACCGGAACCCUUGGCGGCUGUACAGCCCACAAUGCCCUCAUCGCAGUGUAUCCUCACCAGUCUGACUUCGAGUACAUUGCCAACUUGACCGGUGACUCUUCGUGGUCGCCUUCCAACAUGCGCACCUACUUUGAGAAGUUGGAGAAGAACCAGUACCUCACGGCCGGGAUCGAGGGCCACGGUUACAACGGUUGGCUCGAGACAGAAACGCCACCUUUGAGCAUCGUACUUGGCGAUACAAACUUGCUUUCUGUGUUGACUGGUGGUGCCUAUGCCCUCGGAAACCUGACCGGAGGCCUGGAAUAUGUGACCGAACUUCUUACCGGCGAUGCCAACGCUGAUACACUGGCUCGCGAUCAGGAACCUGGAUAUUAUCAGAUCCCCCUGAGUACCAACGAUGCAUCUCGUACCGGCUCGCGUGAGUUCGUUGUCGCUGUGCGUGAUGCUGUCAAUGACGAUGGAACCAAGAUGUACCCCCUAGACGUAAGACUUAACUGUCACGUCACCAAAGUCGUGUUUGACAAUAGCACAACGCCACCCACUACUACGGGAGUCGAGUUUUUAGAUGGUGCUCACCUCUAUAGCGCCAGUCCCUUGAGUGAUGGUGCCACUGGUACUGCUGGAUCUGCCACAGCAUCGCGGGAAGUGAUCGUGGCUGGCGGUGUCUACAACUCACCUCAGCUUCUGAAGCUGUCCGGCGUCGGUCCACGCGACGAGCUCGAGUCGUUCGGCAUUGAGGUUGUCUCUGAUCUUCCUGGUGUUGGUACCAACCUGCAAGAUCACUACGAAAUCUCUGUGAACGCUAAGGUACCUACCAACUGGACCGCCUUUGAAGGUUGCACAUGGAGUUUCGACGGCGAAGCCGAUGCAUGCCUUGAUAGGUGGAACAACCCCGUUCUCGGUGACCACGGUACCUACGCUUCAGCUGGCCUCGCCGCCACCAUGCUGUACAAGAGCAGUGUCGCCGAGAACGAUAACUUUGAUGUCUUCGUCUUUGGCGGCCCUGUUAACUUCCGUGGCUACUUCCCCGAUUACAGCUACAACGCGACCAAGCUCCAUGACUGGUUCUCCUGGGCGAUCCUUAAGGCUCACCCCCGCAACAGGGCAGGCAGUGUGACGUUGCGCAGUGCAGACCCCCUUGACAUGCCCGACAUCAUCUUCAACUACUUCCAGACUGGUGGUGACGAGGAUCUUCAAGCCAUCUACGAGGCGAUCGAACUCGCCAGAGAUGCUUUCGAUCGCCAGCUUGUACCGACGGUCGAAUCUUUGCCAGGCAACACCACUGCGACUGAGGAGGAAAUAAAGCAGUAUGCGAAAGACGGAACUUGGGGUCACCAUGCGUCAUCUACUUGCCCGAUUGGCACCGACGAUGACGAAUACGCGGUUCUGGACUCGAGCUUCCGUGUCCGUGGUGUGAGCGGCCUGCGUGUUGUUGAUGCGUCGGUUUACCCUCGCAUCCCGGGUACUUUCACUGCGGUUUCGACAUACAUGGUUGGCGAAAAGGCAGCAGAUGUUAUUCUGGCUGAGCUCGCUAGCUCCAAUGCGACAACGACAUCGUAA
Truncatella angustata is the source of this 1947-nucleotide messenger RNA. RefSeq lists its product as uncharacterized. Lineage: Eukaryota; Fungi; Ascomycota; Sordariomycetes; Amphisphaeriales; Sporocadaceae. The record is from RefSeq and is a predicted model, not a curated record. Gene Ontology annotation, molecular function: oxidoreductase activity, acting on CH-OH group of donors; flavin adenine dinucleotide binding. The transcript has a single exon. The coding region runs from base 1 to 1947 and encodes 648 amino acids.